This is a messenger RNA of Zophobas morio, 3024 nucleotides long. RefSeq lists its product as uncharacterized. The record is from RefSeq and is a predicted model, not a curated record. NCBI's taxonomy places the organism in Eukaryota, Metazoa, Arthropoda, Insecta, Coleoptera, Tenebrionidae. Bases 111 to 3008 code for a protein of 965 amino acids. The transcript is spliced from 5 exons.
GAUAACGGUAUUGCAGCUAUAUAAGCGAGUGUAACUAUUUAUCACAAGUCUGCUUAACGUGAAGCCCUUAGUGUUAGCAUUCAAGAGACAGACGAACCCUCAACUGCAAAAUGGGGGAUGGUAUUCGUGGCAUUUUUAAAGACAAUACGACCACAGAUUGUGACGUGAACCUUCUUCUGUUCGGCGAAACAGGAGGCGGAAAGUCAACUUUCAUAAACUCCAUUUCGAACUACUUCAAUUAUCCCAAUUUCAACAAAGCGCAACAAGGAAAAAUCGACGUUCCAAUCCCCAUGAGCAUAAACAUGUCGGAAGGUGACGAAGUUCAUGGUACACCAAACGACAACGAAAUGCACAAUAACGUCGAAUUUUCCACCCAAGAAGUCAAAGUUUACUUGUUUCCCACCAAAAUGGACGGCAAAACCUUCAACCUGAGACUGAUUGACACGCCAGGAGUUGGAGAUCCCAGAGGCGUGGAACACGACGACGUCAAUCUGGAGAACAUUCUCGCGUACUUGGCCACACUUCAAAAACUCCACGGCAUUUGCUUUGUGUUGAAGUCGAACCAGACGAGAUUAACGAAGUUUUUCGUGUAUUGUCUGAAGCAGAUAUUGACACGACUGGAUAAAAGCGCCAGUGAGAACAUCAUUUUUAUUACUACUUAUAGCAAAACGACGCGUUAUUCAGCUAGAGAGACGAAGCACCACUGUUUGAUACCCCUGGUUAAAGACAUACAGUCGAGACCUCCACAUGUCAAUAUACCUCUGACUAAUGACAACACAUUUGCUUUGGAUAAUGAAACCAUGACAGCUUUGUUGGAAAUCAAGGAAGGCAUAACUUUCAGCAAAUACGAGAUGGAAGGUCUUGAGCAGAGCUGGAAGGUAUCGUCAAACGAAAUUCGACGAUUGUUGAAGUACAUUAUAGGGGAUUUUAAAAAAGGAGCUUUGAAACCGCACGACGUUGGAAACACUAUCAGUAUUAACGAAGUCAGGUUUCUCAUCGAACAACUAUCAACUCCUAUUGCGAAGGUGUCAGAGCUGAUCCAAGACAACAUCAGACUGCUCGACAGACAUAAAGAACGGUUCAAUUUAGAGACCCAAACUGUAGACCAGCUCAAAACUCAACUCUACAUACCUUGCGUUGAUCUUGAAGUGAAAGAACUAGUACAACCUGUAACCGUUUGUACGGACACUAAAUGUGCAGACGUCGUAAAGGUCAAUAACGUUACGCAGUGGCACUACAAACAGAGAUGCCAUAAUCCCUGUUACUUGCCUGGGAUUCCCAAAGAGAUGAUCGGAGAUCCCGGACUUAUCAGUUGCGCUGCCAUGUCACACGGAAAGUGCACACUUUGUGGAUGCCCCUGGCAAAUCCACAUGCACAUCUACAAAGAAACCAAGAAAAUCAACGUUCACAAAGAAGACCAAAGCGUCAAAAACGCUAUAAAAAAUAAAGAGGAGAUUCGAGUUCAUAUUGAGAAACUGAUGAAAGAUUUAAACAAACGGAGAUCAGAACUGGAAGGAGAAAGCCAAACUAUUUCUAGAAGCAUCGCCAAAUUUUCGUACUUCUUGCAGGAACACGCACUGACGCCCUUCAAUGACGCCUACAGUGACUACCUGAACCAGCUUAUUAGAAAUGAAAAGCAUCUAGGAAAGGACGCUGAUCAGGAUGUUAUCGACAAACUGGAGAAACUCCUCGCCCAGCACCUAGCACUGCAGAAAACGUUUCAAGAAAGCUCGCAAAACUUUCAAAAGGAAGGUACAAACAGCGAUUUGACCCCUGCAGGAAUCAAGAAGAGUUUGACGGAACUUUACAAUUUGAAACACAUAGGGAGAACCAUACAAGAACUCAAACAAAAAUCGAGCAGUUGUCGCCACGGAGAAACCCAGAAAAAUUUCAGCUGCGUUGUUUCGACAGCAAUCGACUUGGAUCAGAAAACCGCCAAAGAAAAACGUGAAAAAUCUUCACGAGAUGAAAAACCCAUUCGCAAAAAUCGUUCUUCUAAGAAGUCAAAUCGAGCCAAAAAGAAUUCUUCUCCUCAGUCAACAGAUUCAGAAGAAUCCUACGACAGCAGCACUGACAAAAAAUCGUCCCGGAAGGGUGAACAUUCUAAGCACGAAGACAAUCCUGAUAGCGACGAUUCUACCAAAAAAGGUGUUAACCGAUCCAAGAACCAAAAAGAGCCUAAAUCCACCAAGUCUUCCAAAACUGACAGCAAUGUAUCGAAAUCUGAGCAAGAAACUCGCGCUCGGAAUGAUAAAUCGUCUAGAAGUGGACGUAAGAAACACGCAGGAAGAAAAUCUAGUCCGGUUGGGCAGCGUUGCGAAUCGGAUGAUGAACACCCUUCUAAAUCGUCCAAAAAGGAGCGCAGUACGAAAGAAAAGGGUCCUAAAAAUCAGAAGAAGCCCAAAUCUGAGGACGAAAAUUGUGACUCGGAUGAUAAACGUUCGAUCAGAUCUUCCAGCGAUCAUGAAGCUAGAAACGGCGCUAGUUUAAAUGAAACAAGUUUCAAAGAAGAUGAAAUUCACAAACACCACAAGUCAGAUGAUGAGCGUCCUAAGAAGUCCAAUGGUGCCAAAAAGAACUCUUCUUCUCAGUCAACAGAUUCAGAAACAUCCUACGACAGCAGCACUGAGAAAAAAUCCUCCAGGCUUCAUCGUCGCAGAAGCCAAAGCGACGAUUCAGAUGACCGCAAUUCUGUAAAAUCGUCCCAGAAGGGUAAACACGAAGACAAUUCUGAUAGUGACGAGUCUACCAAAAAUAGUGAUAACCGAUCCAAGAAUCAAAAAGAGCCUAAAUCCACCAAGUCUUCCAAAACUGACAGCAAUGUAUCGAAAUCCAGAAAGGAGCCCAGUACGAAAGAAACGAGUUCUAAAAAUCAGAAGCCCAAAUCUGAGGACGAAAGUUGUGACUUGGAUGAUAAACACUUGGUCAGAUCUUCCAGCGAUCUCGAAACCAAAAACGGCCCUAGUUUAGAUGAAACAAGUUUCGAAAUGCUUUGUAGCACGCUGUAGUAAACAUUAAAGCUUU